AUGUCAUCGGGAAUCACAGUGAGCCAAUUCACCUUUACCCGCAAUGACGACUCCAACCUUGUCCCGAUGAAAGAGAUAGUGUGUGUUAAUAUCUUUGAUCCAAUGAGCAAAUACCCUCCUUUCGAGGACAGGCUACCAGAUCUUCUUCCACAGAGAUCCAAUCUGUAUGUCACUUUCAAGCAUGGUGGAAAGUACUGGGGCAAGAGUAUCCCAUUUGCUGGUGGUGAUGAUGCCUGGGUGAACAUACCCUUACUAGCCAAUGCCACCGGGUUGCAGGAGCCUGUCCUAUGUGAAGUCAAGCUGCCAAUGGUGUUUUCUCAGGACAGAACUCUAUUCACAGCCAAGUUCCUUCUUGGUGAAGGCAACGACAACGAUAGCUUUCCUGACCUGUUUGGUGAAAUUAAGACUGUUCUAAGAGAUCCACAUGGCAACGACAGUGGACUUCGUCUCAACAUAAGAACUUUCUCCUCUGACUGGGACCCUAUCCACCUAGGCACAAAGCAUGUACCCCCACAAAUGGAUUCCUACUUCACCACCUUCCUCAUGUUCCUCAAUGCUCAAGUUAAAGCCCUGAAUCUUGGUGGUGCAAACAUCUUGACCAAGCCUCGUGAACCAGCAGACAAGAACUUGCCUACUGUAUCACUGCUUGGUGGACGAGUCGAGAUACCGAAGGAGGAUGAGUUCAUCCCAUUGUCCUGGAAGGCAAAGUAUGUUGUACCUAUCCUCAACAGGCUUCCUGCCACAACGAGAAACAAUCCUAUCUAUAAUCGCCCAAGGUCCAUGAAUAGACUUCGCCUUUUGCUGGGUGAUGGAGUGACGACGCCAUACGAGGGAAAGUGGAACAGGGGUAUGAGUGAUGCCAGCAUGCAUCGUGUACACUUCAGCAGCAUGGGAAUGUUCUACAUACAGAAAGACCCUUCCACAAAUGGAUAUGUUUCUGAUUUGAGCUACUUCAACAAACUCAAGUACAAGGACUCCUAUGACAGCAUUGGUUGCAAGACCUUCUUUGAUGCCAAUGGGAGCAUCACUAUGAUUGAAGACUCUGAUGGGACAAUGUAUCAUCCAGGACACCAGUAUUGGGAGUGGGCCAAGCUCAAGUCACGGUCUGCAGUUUUUACACUUGCAUCACUCGAACAUGUCACAUCCUAUCAUUACACCUGGUCAGCAACACCAGGCUUGGCCCUUAGAAUGUUUCUGCCACCAUCACAUCCCAUUCGAAUGGCAUUUUCUGCUCAUAUGUUCCGAACGCACUACACCAGUAUCAAGGCUGUGCACUCCCUUCUGUCUGAAGUUGGUAUUCUUGGACGAAUCCUACCAUUCACCUAUGAGGAUGGCCUAGAGAAGGCCUACAUGGAUCUCCUUGACAACUAUACAUUCGUGUCUUACCCUGAAGAGCUGGAGAAACAAGGUGUGGCUGACUGUCCAUUCCAUGUUGGGGCAACCGAUGGGAUUGCAUUGUAUAGAGUCAUGGCGGACUAUGUCUCCAAUCUCUUUGAUGAAGUCUAUGGAACAGAGGAGAGACUUCAGGCUGAUUUAGCCAUGAAGGAGCUCUAUAGCUUCUUGAAACAGAAGAUGCCAAACCUACCCAGUGACUUCACCAUGACAAACUUGAAGUUGGUGUGGGGUGAAGUACUUUUCCGAGUGACAGGUGCACACACAUCCAUUGGAAAUUCUGUUGCAUAUGCAGUGGAUCCAAUGAUGUUAAACUUCCGCCUAAAGAAGGAUGAGAAGGGAGAAGUUGUUGGAAGCGAUGAAUGUAUUGCUGGUGUUGCUGGCAUUACUGCCAUAACCAUUCCCAACGAGUAUCCCAAAUUGUCUCAGGACUGGUCUCAGGUACUGAAGGAUCCUAAGAGCAAAGCAUAUGCACAGCUUCGUGCUGACUUGGAUGAUCUUGGUGACCUGAUUGACUCUAGGAACAAGAUGGCGGAGGAGGGUGGUUCUGAAGGGCGGAGAUUUGUGAACAGGGACUUCCACCCCAAGCAUACUGCUCUGUCUUCUUUUUCUUAA
This is a messenger RNA of Seminavis robusta, 2007 nucleotides long. Lineage: Eukaryota; Bacillariophyta; Bacillariophyceae; Naviculales; Naviculaceae. The record is from the annotation of a GenBank genome assembly.